UUUAAUAGGGACGUUAUCGACAGAUCAGUCCGCACUGGUGGUACCAUGUCGCCCUCUGCUGAUUUACUUCCGUAUUGGCGAAACUGAUAGAAAAAAGCGCGCUGAUUGGUUGAUUCGCCUUUCUCUUUAGGUAUGCUGCGUUCUAAUGCUGUUGGAAAUAUGAAAACUUCUACAUGAACGCACUUCAAACAGUCAAAAAAACGGGAAGUGCAGACCGGAAGUCCGUGAUUUAAUAUUAGUGGUGAGUUAGCAGAGUCUUGAAGUGAAUAUCUUAAAACAUUUCUCAAUAUUUGACAGAUUAAGAUUUACUUUUAUUAUUUUUGCGCUUUUCUUUGUAUUUUUUUUAUGUCAUUAAUUGAUAUCGUGCAUGCUCAUGGAUGUUUUUUGUUACAUACUUCACUUCGCUGAAAUCUAAUCUAACUAUGGCGUCCACGUCAGCGCGAGAAAUGAGAGUGUACAAUCAUAUUCGCAAUUUCCCACCACCCAAGCCGGAGCUUAUUGGGGACACCUGAAGGCAGCAUCGGUAUCUAUCAGUCCACUUCCCCUCCAGCAUCCCCACACGACACAGGGCUCACAGGCGACAGCAGUAUUGUGUAUGUUUGUGUGUGAGUGGGGGGAUCACCAGACACCAUGACCAUCAGGAACACCCUGCGGGAUCAUGGGCAGAGGUACCGACCUCGGAUGGCUUGUCUCAAGAAGGCGGAGAAGGUGCUGCUGGAGAUGCAGGACCCCAAAACAGGAGUGAAGUCACAGCCUCAGAGACUGGUUAUCACAACAAUACCACACGCUAUCACAGGUGAAGACAUCAUCGCGUGGUUAGUGGACAGAUUUAAAAUAGACACACAAGAGGCGAGGAGUCUGGGCUCUAUGCUGGUGGCGUUAGGAUACGUCUACCCUCUACAAGACCACAAACGCUUACUGCUCAAACCAGAUGCGUCUCUCUACCGCUUCCAGACACCGUACUUCUGGCCCACACAGCAGUGGCCUGUUGAGGAUACAGAUUACGCAAUCUACCUGGCGAAAAGAAACAUCCGUAAGAAAGGUGUCCUGGAGCUGCACGAGCAGGAGCAGUAUAACCGUCUUCACAAGUGGAUGAAUCAUAAAUGGGACUUCAUAGUGAUGCAAGCUAAAGAGCAGUACAGGGCUGCGAAGGAGAGGAAGAAACCGGACCGUGUGGUGUUUGACUGCCAGGAGAGAGCGUACUGGGUGGUUCACAGACCUCCGCCAGGGACAGUGAGCGCUAUGGACUACGGACUGGAUCGACUAACAGAUCCCAACGCAGACGAGGCCAAAACACCCGACUUCUACGACAGAAUCAUGAUCUUCACGCAGCAGUCCAUCAUGAGGCCCCGAGUGAAGUCGUCUGUGUCCAUUGGCGCAUUGGUGAAGUACUGCUCCACCUAUCACAGUCACGACCCUUUCCUCUCCAAGUGUCUUCCCAGCAACCCCUGGCUCACUGAUGAUGUCACGUACUGGACCUUGAACAUGCCCAGUGUGGAAAUACCAACGAAGAUGCGUGUGGAGAGGUGGACGUUUAGCUUCUCAGAGCUGCUCUCUGAUCCUCGAGGACGAGACGAUUUCAGACUCUUCCUGAAGAAAGAAUUCAGCGGUGAGAACCUGGCGUUCUGGGAGGGUUGUGAAGAUCUGAAGUGGGGCGAAGCUGCGACGAUGAGAGAGAAAGCAGAGCAUAUAUACAAGACAUUCCUGGCACGUGGUGCACCGCGGUGGAUCAACAUCGAUGGAAAGACGAUGGAAAUCACAGUGAAAGGCCUGAAACACCCACACAGAUACGUCCUGGACGCUGCCCAAACUCACAUCUACAUGCUCAUGAAGAAGGACUCGUACGGCCGGUACCAGAAAUCUCCCGUGUUUAAGGAGACGAUGAAGAAGGCCAUCUGUCCUGAGGAGCACAAUUUCACUGAUGCCCAGUUGGAGCAGAAUGCAAAGAAGAGACGGCCCAGUCUCAGUCCCAUCAUCCUCCGGCAGAUGGAGCAGGAGCAGAAGGCCAAGAUGGCCGCCAACGUUGACAUCACACAGCUGUGCCGCUUCACCACCCCUGUCCCCCACCUCGCCGUCUACUCUGGCAUCUCUGACUUCCCCACUGCCAACGCCUCGCCCUCUCUCCCCUUCCCGGCCCACACUCCUGCCUGCCCGUCCCCCAUCAGCGUGGCCUUGGACAGCACCUCGGUGUCUGAACGGCGAGUGGAGGCCAGUGACGGAGAAGGCGAGGGGAACCCUGCUGCUCGGGCCCCCGUAGGUGGGAAUGUGUCCAAAUCUCGCAUGGCUCUGUCGCUGCGUCGUCUGCUGAGGCGUGGCUGCACACCUGCCACCAUGUUCGCCAGCUUGUCGCCCAAAUGCCACUCAGCUGCCGGGACAAGUAGCCGCAUUCAGCCCAUCAGCCCGGAUCAGCCCAGUCAGGCUCCACCAAGACGGAUUGGCAAUUUCUUCCAGAUUAAAGUGGAUAUCCCUCCAGAGUGUCGUAUCUACCCCAUAGAGUCUGAGGACGAGGAGGAGGAGAGCAGGGCUGCCUCUCGGGGAGGAGUGGGAGCCAAAGAGAUCAUCUGCCCCUGGGAGAGCCUCACUCCACACAACGGGACCGGCUAAUCGGCUGCCUUCACACAGGUAUAAAAAAAAUGGGGUUUUUAAAUCUGCGUCUGUCUGAACAGGCAGAUUUUCCCAUGUUCUGGCAGAGAUAAAAGAUCCCAUACGGAGCAUAAAGGGGUAAAAUCUCUGUGUAAGUGUGGCCACAUUCUCACCACCAGGCCGCAAACCACGACAUAAAUACCAAACACGACACAAACAGUCACUCUGGGACACUCUGGAGACUCUGUUUACACUGAGCAUCAACUUACUGUGUCCAAGUUUAAACUCCUUAAAGGAAAACUACUGUAUGUUAAGAGUGUCAAACACACGCUGCCUGUGGGCCUGAAAGGACCCAGUUUCAUGUCUAAUCCUCUUCUCCACUGUCCACACUCAGUGUUUUAUAAAACAGUCAGUUUCUCCAAAAUAUGGCUGAAUACACAGUUUAUUCCUGCUGUUUAUCACUGAGUCCCAGUUCCUCCAGUGCAGCUCAUCCCUUUUAAGAAAUAUUUGACCAGCCACCAAAAAAGACUGUAAAAGGUUUUUUUUGUAUUUUAUUCUUUUUUUGUUUAACUGUUCAGUGAUAAUUUCUUUAAAGGGAGACUUUGAUAUUUUUCAGCCUGGACCAUAUUUUCCCAUAUUUUUGUGUCUAACGCCACCCUUCUGGGACAGCGCCCAGAGAUUUAAAGAAGGCCGGAUACUUUGCGGUGCUGUUCGUGCGUACAUACAAACAACAGUCAGAGAACUCCUCUUAGCGACCCGCAGUCGCGACCCUCUCGUUUUCCACAGAGAACUCCAACACAAGCCACGAGUUUGUUUCCACACCCAGUGCUGCAUGUGGAGGUGAGCCCAGCUACAUCUAGUUGGUACCACUCCACCUCCCGCACCAGCUCCAGUUCCUUCCCCACCAGAGUGGUGACAUUCCAUGUCCCUGGAGCCAGUCUGCGCCGCCGGGGAUCAGCACGCCUCGGUGCCCUACCCCUGUCUGCCACCCAGCACACAAUGCACCAAACCCUUAUCCCUGUCCCUGUAGGUAGUGAGCCCACAGGGCGAUGGCUCCUUAUUUAUUUGGACUGAGCCCACUCGGGCUCCGUGGCCACCAGACGCUCACUGGUGAGCGGCUUAUGUGUUUGCCACUUUCUUUUUUCAUUUUAACCCACACCAUGAUCUUUUCCUGACCCUAACCAAAUGGUUUUUGUGUGUAAACCUAACCAGACCUUAACCACAGGGCAUCAUGAUGAUUUUGGAACAACGGGACUUCGGAGCAAUGGGUUUAAUAUGGUCGGAACAAUGGGAUGUCGGACCAAUGGGCAGUUCCCGAAAGUGCGCUCUGCCAGUCCAAGAGCGCGGUGCUCUGGAUAAACGAACAGUACAUUCAGACAGCGCAAAUUUAUGAAUGGUCCAGUUUGUGCCAGAGUCGCUCCGAAACUCAGAAUGAGUCUUUCUGAAUGCACCACUCACAUCAUCUUCCUCCAUUGUCUAAAACAAGCCAACAGAACUUGCUGGCUAGCACUAGCUAAUGUCUGUGGAGAAUUGUUUUGCCUCCAGCUAAGCCCCGCCCACUGAAAAACAUCAUACCGUUUUCUCACAGUAAAAGGGUCUAUACACCUCCUUUUGGACGCUGAAAUCUUGACCUGUAUUACAACAAUGUCUGCCAACAAUCAAACUACAGCUGAGAUAUGGAGGUUUUUAUCCAGUGUUCAUCCAUUCUACUUUAACGACUCCCUGGGGAUCAACCACAUCACUACAAUGUACACUGACAACACGUGUUGCCCAGAGUGGUGACAUUGCAGCCUGUUUUGCAGCUGUUGCCAGCAGCGCUGUUGCUCAGUACUGAGUUGCUUUCAUAAAUUGUUUCUAUUCAUCAAUUUGACACAAAAGCAUGGAACAAUAGGGCCCAGGUUGAUAAAAACUAUGGUUUCCUUUAAAGUUGUGUUUGUGUCUGGAUGUUUGGGGGUGGCAGAGCUUUCAUCACACAGCCAGAAAUAUAAAUCUGUUAGAAUAAAAACACCAUGAGUAAUCUUCUGUACAUAGUUUUAUAGUGCAAACUCCUCCUCAGGUUGUUAAAACCCUAAACAAAACACUGUUGGUGUCCUGUGAUACUGCACCAGAAGCCGUUUUCAACCACAUUUUGGCACAAACACAUCUAACAGGCACUUAAAUGUUUGAUUCUCUGUGUCUUUGGUGGAGCGUUCCUUUAACUCACAGCCUUAUUGACACUAACCCUUACUGAUGUGAGCACCACCUGAGCCAGCUGUUUAGGUUGGAUGUUUAGUUUUGUGAGGCGCAGCUCCGCCAGAGGACGACAGGGUGUACGAACAUCCACAAGCUUUGGGAACUUGAGCUGCAGCUUUCAAACCUCAUUCUGUAUUCAUUAACAAACAGUAGCCUGACAGCAGCCUUAUCCAACGUCACACACCUGAAAUGUUUUGUUUAUUUGGCCUCAGAUGUUUCUACGGAGCAGGCGUGUGCGCAGACGUUCAGGGCCACGAGAUCAGAAAAAAACAAAUGAAGAAAUUGUCUAAAUUAUUUUUGUGAUCGCUAACAAGCGAGAUAUAUAAAAACACAUUAAUGUUUACAUCCUAAAAAGUGAAGCCAAAGCAGAUGACAUAUUUGGACUCUGCCUGUGCACACGCCUGCUGAAACUAAAAUGUAUUUAUAUAUUUAUUGAAUAAAGAUUUCUGAAGUAGAGAAGUGUUCUUGUGCUGCUAAAUAGAUUUAGAUGCCUCAUCCGCAGUGUACUUACCUCUCACACACGUUAUGUGAAAUGACCGAAUAGAUGCAGUUCAGGUAAAACGAGAGCACAUGAGCAGCUUGUCUACGUGUCACUUUUUUUGCUCAUCCUCUGCCGACAGACUUCAUGAAUGAGGAGUUGCUGUACCGGGGGGUCAGGUGAUAGUUUUGUAAUUGACUCCACUGCUGUUUUUGUAGCUGUCGUGUACUGUGCACUACUCUCAGCGAGGUGUUGAUAUCUUUCUCACGCGUCUCUCCGUCUGGGGAACAGUACAAUGUGAAUUAACUGUCUGAAUGUAUUAUCUUUACCAUGUUUACAGAUGCAAGAAUGUGAAAAAUACCUUAAACUUGUUGUAUUUGAUUUGUACAUUCCAUGGCUUGUG
Messenger RNA from Epinephelus fuscoguttatus (brown-marbled grouper), 5696 nucleotides. RefSeq names its product regulator of G-protein signaling 9-like. The transcript is spliced from 19 exons. Gene Ontology annotation, biological process: intracellular signal transduction; G protein-coupled receptor signaling pathway; regulation of G protein-coupled receptor signaling pathway. NCBI's taxonomy places the organism in Eukaryota, Metazoa, Chordata, Actinopteri, Perciformes, Serranidae. Bases 631 to 2604 code for a protein of 657 amino acids. The record is from RefSeq and is a predicted model, not a curated record.